Rhincodon typus (whale shark) is the source of this 8807-nucleotide messenger RNA. It is a transcript of the gene hivep1, whose product is annotated as HIVEP zinc finger 1. Lineage: Eukaryota; Metazoa; Chordata; Chondrichthyes; Orectolobiformes; Rhincodontidae. The transcript has 6 exons. Bases 122 to 8116 code for a protein of 2664 amino acids. Gene Ontology annotation, biological process: regulation of transcription by RNA polymerase II. Gene Ontology annotation, molecular function: RNA polymerase II cis-regulatory region sequence-specific DNA binding; zinc ion binding; DNA-binding transcription factor activity, RNA polymerase II-specific. Gene Ontology annotation, cellular component: nucleus. The record is from RefSeq and is a predicted model, not a curated record.
UGUGGCUGAAAACAUAACAAAGAAAAUCCCUAAAUCACCUGUCAAAGCUCGAUUAAAGUUUUGUAAUGAUCAACAGAAUGUGGAGGCAGCCUUUCCUGUUGAGGAUGUUGAGACUACUUCUAUGCUAUUAGAGAAAGAAGAACUUGUUGUACAAAAUGGAGGACUUGAUAAAGAAGGAGAAAUUGGGCAAAAAUGUUCACAAGACCUAAACCUUGUUUAUGAGGCAGCGGAAGCUAGAACUGACAGGUCAGCACAAAGAGCAGUUGUGCCCGCGGAGCACUCAGUUGAACCUUGCAUCAAAUCCCCAAAUUUGGGAGCUCAACAACUAGAAACUGAUGCAACAUUAAAAUUGCUAGUGUCUGAGAAAUCUCCUUCCCUAUCCAACAAGCAUAGGCAGCAUCAGAUUCAACAUCUUUCUUUACUACAAGAACAUUGGUUAAUUAAAGCCGAGGACAAAUCGUGCAGUACAAAUGGAAGUUUCCCUUAUGAAAAUACUGCUUUUGACGUUUUAUUGAAAGCAAUGGAACCUGAAUUAAAAACUCUUUCAAAAGUAAAAUUUUGUAUAGCUGAUCCUGAGUCAAGAAAAGCAGGCAUCACUGUUGGAACCCAGGGACAAGAGUCAAGUGGAAUAUCAACAUUUACUGCACACACCCUAAAUCAAACUUCAGUAUGUAAAUCUGAAUUUACUAUAGCCCCACAGUACUAUUCAAAUUUUAAUCAAAUUGUGUCCAAAUCAGGGACAAAAGUGCAACCAGAGGAUCAGACCACAUCUCAUUUAAAUUACCUGCAACCUCAACUUGUUUCACAAGCUGUACCACAAAAUAAACAUCAUGCCUUAUCACAGAGAUUUAAUGGAUCACCAACACACCAGCAGAACCAAACAAAACACCAUUUUCAGCCAACAUACAACUUAACCGUGACUUCUUUAGGUCAUUCUCAGAACCCUGUCAUAUCUCACGGAAUGCAUCAAAGUCAGCUUGCGGUUCAUCCAAAUCGAUCAAUGGCAACUAAUCUGUCUAAUUGUGUUCAAGUUGGAUCUGGUUAUAAACAGCUCCACGUAACGCCAAUUGUGAAUUCUGUGACAGACCAAGUGUCAGAUAUUUUAGUUAAGGACCAGAAGCCUAAAAAGCAAGGAAAGUAUAUUUGUGAGUAUUGUAACCGAGCUUGUGCAAAACCUAGUGUUCUCCAAAAACACAUUCGAUCACAUACCGGUGAACGACCCUACCCUUGUGUUACAUGUGGGUUUUCAUUUAAAACUAAAAGUAAUUUAUAUAAGCACAAGAAGUCCCAUGCACAUGCUAUCAAACUCGGCCUUGUUUUGAGAUCAGGGAGCAGCAGUACAUCCAUGUCACAGGAAUCUGACCGAGCACUUAGUAAUCAUUCAGAUGUAGAGGAAAGUGGUGAAAGUGAGGCUGAAUCCACAUCUGAAGAAAAAUCUUUUGAGCAACAGCACUUUGAACUGGAAGCUACACAAGCAACUGUCAAUGAGACCUAUUCAGAAACACCAAUAUUUCCUCGAAGUCUCAAGUCACCUGAUAAGCUACUUAAUAAAACCAUUGGUUAUAGCACUUAUGAAAGUGCUGCCCUAUAUAAAUCCUCUGAGUCAAAAGUUACAGCUGCUUUACCCAAAGUUGUGGCCUACCCUGUGAAUAUUUCCCCAUUAAGGGCUGAUAGUCCAAAGCUGAUAGAUACAGUUCCAGAACUAGCCACUGCAAAGCAGCAAUUAAAUCCACAGACUCCUAAAGUGAAGUCAACCCCCGCUUGGAUGUCUCCACUGAAGAAGCAGGAUAAUGAGCACAAGCAGCAAAUAGAAAUGACCCCACAAAAGGAAGAAAAGCUUCAGUCAAUAACCACACAUGCUCAGCUUCAAAGACAGCAAGCCACUGAUUUUUGUCAGCAGCAAGGAAAGUCUCAUUUAAGCCCACGAAGUCUAGGGAGCACAGACUCUGGGUAUUUUUCUCGUUCGGAGAGUGCAGACCAACAAUUGAGUCCAUUGAGUCCUUACAUUAAAUCAAUGUCCACAACCGAAGUUGAUCCCAUCAAGUGCAGUUUUCCUUGUCCACCUCCUGGCAACCAGGUUAUGUCCACUGUUUUACAGGUGAGCUCAAUUGAAAAACCAUCGAAAUUGGUAGCUCCUGUUCGCACUCAGAUAGCAACGAAAAUUCUUGAAGAACGCAUUUCCAAAUUGAUAUCAGAUAAUGAAGCAGUAGUGGAUGAUAAACAGCUAGAUAGUGUAAAACCUAGAAGAACAUCUCUUUCAAGGAGAGGAAGCAUAGACUCUCCAAAACCAUAUACAUUUAAAGAUUCGUUCCAGUUUGAUCUACGGCCACUACAUUCUGGAAGGAGAACAAGCUCCAGUUCUGAUAUACCCAAGUCCCCCUUUACACCUACUGAUAAAUCAAAACCAGUGUUUCUUCUAUCAGUUCCUCCUCCAUUUCCAACUCUUGAUUGUUUACCAAUUACUAGAAGUAACUCGAUGCCAGCUACUCCGGCAUACUCUGCUGUACCCACAAGUAUAGUCUCUGUAGCACACCCACUUCGAGAGUGCCAGUCAUUUGAUGAUAAAAUUGGUGGUUCAUUUAGUGAUGAUGUUUUUGUUUCUGGGCCACUUACACCUAUAGAACUUGCUCAUCCACGAACUCUUGUCAGGCAGACUGCAGUUGAGGAUUCAUCAGGUAGUGAAGGACAGAGCUUUGUUUCCAUAUGCUCAAUGGAUGAGGGUUGUCAUAGCAAUAAUAAGGCUGGGGUUUUGAUGCCAAGAAGUAAGUCAUUUGAGCAUGAGUCGCAAAUGCUGGAAAAAGUGAAAAAAUCACAAGGACGGGGGUCAAUGUAUGAAUGUGAAACUUGCAGAAACAGAUAUAGAAAGCUGGAGAACUUUGAAAAUCACAGGAAAUUCUACUGUUCGGAGCUCCAUGGGCCAAAACUUAAACCAGCAAUCAGUAAAGAGUCAGAACAGGAAGCAGUAUCACGAAGCAAACCACCACAGUUGCUACAUUACAGGGUAAUUGGAACAACAGGUGUGCUGCAGCAACCACCUAAGGUAAGGAAAAGGAGGAAAAUUAAAAGUAUUGGUGAUGAUGAUGAAAUGUUGACCAGUGAUAAUACUGUGACAAAAACUGUAAAUAAGCAAUUUCUAGCAGAUCAGAAGAUAAAAGCUCCUGUCUCUGCUGCUUCCUACAGGAGCAGUAUGGGUGAUGAUAUCACACAGUUAGCUGUCAAUGUGAAGAAUUUAAAAGGACAACAUUUAGGGGCAGGCGGUAUGGAACCUUCCCUCGAGACAUCUGUGUCUUUUAGUAACAAAAUUCAAACUAACCCAUUUCGCUCUACAUUGCAAGAUAAAGGAGAGUUGAAUAGGAACAACAGUGGAGUGUCUGUAAUUCAACACACAAAUUCUUUGAGUAGGCCUGGCUCUUUUGAACAAUCAGAAUUUAUUGACAGAAUUUCUCCUGUGCAAGAAAAUGAAACUCCCAAUGGAAUCAUGCAGCCUUCAGUGUUUGUGAAUACUCAGGAAGACAUUUGUUGCAAAUUCACAGAUUUUCAACAGCAAUCUAAUACUUCUGAGACAAUGAGGGCAUUGAAAUAUGAAACUUUGAGACCCUCUGUUGUUGAUUGCACUUCACUACAGCAGUUAAGACUGGUGCGUCAACAAAACAUCCAAGUUCCUGAGAUUUUGGUCACAGAAGAACCAGACCAGGAACAGGAAUCGCAAGGAAAUGAGCAGGAAAUAGUAACGGAAAAAUUUCAUUGGCCUCAACGCAGUGAGACACUUUCAAAGCUACCAACAGAGAAACUCCCACCAAAGAAGAAAAGAAUCCGCCUGGCUGAGAUGGAACAUGCAUCUGGUGAAUCCAGUUUUGAUUCAACACUGUCAAGAAGCUUUAGUCGGGAUAGCAGUUUGUCUUGUUCCAGUUUCUCAGCUUCUUUUGAUAAGGAGGAUAUUCCCAGGACUGAGAGUCCUUCAAAGGUGGAAGCAAUAAGUAAAGUAUCUGAGCUGUCGUUAAUAAAUUGCUCAAACACACUUGGUCUUCCCAAUCUACAUUACAGAGGAAUGAGACGUGUUACAGUUGAACAGAGUAGUUGUUUGCCCCCAUCUAUGGAGGCUAAUUCAGGAAUUCGUAGUAAAUCAUUGGAUUGUACUAUCAUAUCCACAUCAAGAUGUUCAUCACCUGAAGUUCCUGUGGAAAUGAUUUCAACUGUGGUUCCUGGACUAAUAGGUUCUGCCUCUGUCUCACUUAUUGAAAGAAGAAGGGGCCCUCUUUUACGACAAAUGUCUUUGAGUAUUGGCCCAGAUAUUUCUCAACCUCCAGUUUUGCCUUCUAAUUUAUUAAAACAAAAUGUAACUCUGCAGGUAGCUGCCUUGCCACAACCCAAAAGCUCUAUAUCGCACAGGUCAUCUCCUGUAUCAUUUUUAACCUCACCACAUCAUUUGUCUUGCAUGGCACAAAUUCGACACGUGGUGCAGCAUGAUCCACAACCUUCAAUACAAGAUGCAAAUGUAAACAAUCAAGUUCAUGUUAAGUCAUUUUCAGUCCCGGCAUCGACACAAGGAAACCUAAAGAUAUUGCCUGAAAGAAUAGUAACAGCUCACGUAGCCCAACAGAAAUUGUGUCCAGUUAUAUCUCUUCCUUCUGCAGCUUUAGAUAAUAUGUUUGCUCCUAAAUAUCAGCUUCAGCUUGUUAAGAAGCAACACAGUCAGCCAUAUUUGCUUCCUACUGUUACAUCCCAACAGCCAGUUAUUCCACUACCAGUUCCUGAUACACUCGGAUCAAGUGUGCUAACUUCGAAUGUUUCACCUCAGUCAUUGGAGAUCAUCUCAAAUUUAUACUUGCUCCCUCCAGUCCAACCUGUCAAUUCUGGCAGGUCAGCUACUCUAGCUUCUGUGGUCGUGCCUUUUGGACUUCAAAAUAAGGAAUCUGUUUAUAACACUACUGCUAUAACAACAUUACCACAGAUUUUGGUCACACAAGACCAAUCAAACAAUCCACCUGUGGUGAUUUGUAAUCUUGAUUCAGUAAAUUUAGCUACUGAUGAGGAAGUGCCUUCAGGAUCAAAUGAUUAUUUGGAAGGCCAACAGUGUGAAAUAAGUUCUAAAGUAAAGGUAUCUGCCAUUUCUAAAUAUUGUAUUUCCCAUGAUGAAAGCAAAAGUUCACUUGUACUCAGUGGUUUGAAAACACCAUCAGAUGGUUUGCUUGCCCAGGAAACUACAGGACCUAGUAAACGCAUGCUGUCUCCAGCAAACAGUUUAGAUAUUGCAUUGGAAAAUCAUCAGAAACGAGUUAAAGAUGAAAAUGGAUCUACAAGCAGUGGUAAUGUAACACCAGGAUGGUUACACAGCAUGAAAUCUGUGGAAAUUAAUAAGCUUAAGAAGCCAAUGUUAACAAGGCAGUUUUGCACAACCGAUGAAAUUGAAGAUUCAUUGCCUGUUGAGCAAGAAGGUACCCAGAAAAACAGUCCUCAAACUUUAGAACUCAGCAGCUUCCCCAAAACAUCCUUUCAUGAUCUGUCAAUAUCUUACCAGGAUAAGCACCCAAUAGUUGCAAGAGAAGUUUUGGAACCUGAAAGUUCAAAUUAUUCUCAUUUCACUUCAAGUACAGUUAUUCGAAAGUCCCCUAUAUCAGUAUGCUCUAGUUCUCCUCAAGUGCAUACCAUGCUGUUGAAGUCAGCCUCUGAUAGACAGGAUAACAAGUCACCAUUGGGUAAUGACCAGGUGCAGCCAAUUAGCAAUGAGGGCCGAAUAAAAGUUGGAGCUUCCUUUCCAGUCACAAGCACACAAGAUAUACAAAAUACAUCACUUUCAUCUCUGAAGACUUCAACAAGUUCCAGUUGGUGUUACCUGACGAAGUGUAAACCUCUACACAUACAGCAAACGGACAAAAAAACCUCUGCAUAUGCUACCUGGCAUGUAAGCCCUAACAGUCCCAAUCCACUAGGCUUACCAACAAAAGUUGUACUUGGUCUUCUAAAUGCAAUGCAAAAGAAUAAGGAAGUGAUGUACACCGAAGCAAAAACCACCCUACAUCAGUCUGGUAUAUUGGUACUUUCAAGCAAGUGGAAAGCUGCUAAAUCUAAGGCCCUGAGCAUUCAAACAGUUGCAAUCAGUGAACCUAACAGUAAGGACAAGUGUGAACAUCAAGAAGUUGGUGAUCCCGAUAAAGAGCAUGCUGUAAUUGAACCAAGGCGAAUCAGGAUCUUCGAUGGGGGAUAUAAAUCAAAUGAAGAAUAUGUGUAUGUUCGGGGCAGAGGAAGGGGAAAGUACAUUUGUGAAGAAUGUGGAAUACGUUGCAAGAAGCCGAGUAUGCUGAGGAAACAUAUUCGCACCCAUACUGACCUCCGACCUUAUCACUGCAAUUACUGCAACUUCUCCUUUAAAACAAAAGGAAACUUGACUAAGCACAUGAAGUCUAAAGCUCAUAGCAAGAAAUGCACGGAAAUGGGAGUGGCAGUUGCUCCAUUUGAGGAUCAAGAUACUGAUGAGACAGGUGACAAACUAAAGGGUGGACAUGAAACUCUGUACUCUGACGCUGAAGACUCAGAUGGCCAGGAUGACGAAGAUUAUGAAAUUGAUGAUGAUGAUGAGGACAGUCAAGGGGAAACAGGAUUAUCAGCUACUCCUUCAGUAACAGCUAGCCCUCAGCCUGACCUACAGGGAAAUGACCAGCUUGGUACACUGACGGAUGCCUCGCUUUCUCUGGCUGCCAGUGUAGUGAGGACAGCAAAUGACUCUACUAUGCUGACCAACAGUUUUGAUGUACUGUCUGCCGUCUGGCUUACACAGAAUGCCAAUGCUGAAACUGAUAAAAUUCAAUAUGAAUUCUUACCAGUUCAUCCCUGUGCAGCUGAAGAAGACAAAGCCAUGUCCCCAACAGCUAGAGGUACAUUACCAAAGGCUGACCAAAAGUGUUCUGGUUACCAGGUGACAUCUGAUAAUCAGCAUGUGCAAGAAAAACUUGGAAAGAAAAUCAUAGAUGAUUUAAAGAUGCCUUCACCCAUCAGCCUACCUCCUCACGUGCAAAAAGCAGGACCACUUGUAUCCACUUCUCCCAUAUCUAGCCCACAUAAGUUGGACAGUCAACAACAAAGGCAACCAGUAGAGAAUCAAGGACUGUUGGCUGAGGAGCCUCCUUUGCACCUCUUCAGCCACUUGCCUCUUCAUUCUCAACAGCAGGUCAAGACAACACGCAGCAUGAUCCCUGUGGGUGGCAUCCAGUUAGGUUUAAUGGCAUACUCCACUUUUGUACCAAUCCAGACAAGACCAAUGCAACUUACUGCUGUUAACAUUUUUCAUCAGUCUACAAGCCCUUUUUACAAAGAUACAAUGGAAACAACUGGUAAUACAAAGCCUUUGGAUAUUCCAGAAGAAAAUAAACUUCUGCCAUGUAUUCCUUUGGAACAAAAAAACCUUGCUGACUUGCAAAGUACUAGUAGUUCAGAUUUUGAAACCAUAAACACUUUGGGCCAAGAAACAUUAAACCUUUUAGGUUUGGCAAGUUCAAAUAUAGGCCCAAAAAUGUGCCCUUCAAGCCUUUCAGUUAAUGCUGUUGGUCUCCAAGUGUUGACCACAAAUCCACAGACUCAAAGUAUACCAUGCUUUCAAGCUCCUGUUUCAGGAGUGCAAAUCAUGAAACUGUCUACUCUCAUUCCAUCUGUCACUACAGGAACAGAAGGCCAAACAAGUAAUGAGAUGCACUGUACAACCAAACCUUGUGCCAAUAGGACUGAAUGGACCCCAGCUAGUCUUCCUGUUACAGUAAAUGAUAAUAAGGUGACCUGUGUACUGUUCUCUCAGCUUUCACCUCAAAUUGAGGCAUGUGCCCUGAAGGAGUUGUCAGAUGCAACGGACUGGAAAUAUGGACAACCAAAUAAAAUAGACAAUGCAGAAGGCUGUUCCAGUAAAACCAGCUUUCAAGAGGCACACAAUACCAAAACAGCUCCUGGGGUGCUGACAGACUCUGAAUUGGGACACUUAAAGGUGAACACUGAAGCAGUGAGUAAAUCUCCUGAUCAAACCCUUCUUCCAGAAAAUAACAGUGGAAAGCCUGUGGCAACUGUGCGAGCUACUGUGCAUUACAGUGAUGUCAGCAGUGAUGAUGAAGACAGGCUAGUGAUAGCAACAUAAUUUUUGCAGGACCCUUUUUAAAUAGCUGUCACUUGUCCUUUUAAAAAGAAACCAUACUGUAUGAUUUCUUACUAAACAAGCUCUUUUCCAUAAAAGCACAUUUUUUGAUGUAGAUAUUAUGUUUUGUGCAAUUGUAAACCAGGAUCAAUUCAGUUUUAUUGUUCUUUGUCCGCUCCAGCCAUUUUUGUACAUGUUGUAAAAACAAUUGUGCCUUUCAGAUUUCUUGUUUAGGAACUGUACACAUGAUAAAUGUAGAAAAAAGUAGUUGCUUGUGCUUACUAAUUUAAAAAAAAAAAAAAUACAAUGUGUAGUGUCAUAGUAAGGAAAAUAACUACAUGUUGCACUGAUAUUGUAAAUUUCUAUGGCUAUGGGGCAGUCUUUUGUGUACAGGCAUAAACUGUAUACCAGUUCAUAUUUAUUGUAUUCAUUUUUUUGGUCCAUGAUCAGUUCUUUCUUGCUGGGAGUAGGUUUACAUUCAGGCAAACUAUCUCUCCAGAAUAAACAAAAAUCAUAAAGUAUUUGAUCACAGAAUUUGCAUAUUCUUAUCUGAUAUUCCAGGAAAUCCAGUGUUAUAUCCAUAUCCAGCAAGAGAAGGGAAAAAGAAGCCUGUCGCAAUGGGUGGAAUGGCUCAUUCUUCAAUAAGCUUCUAGCUUCCCCCUGUGCAUUUCUCGGCAUUCUCUGCUGAGCCAGU